AGAAUGGAUAUAAUGGAUUGUGUGAAGAAGGAGAACUUUCACAUGGUGCUAACUGAAAUUUUUGACUACUGUCUUGAUUGCUGAGAAGCUUGAAAACUAUUUGAGUCCGUUUUUCCAUCCUCAUCUGGUACUGUGUACAUCGGGCUUCCAAGUCCCUUGUCGUACAGUUUGCUUACUAAUCUUAUAAACUUCUGGGGCCAACUGAAGAACUUUAUGUCCUUUGAAUUCUCUGUAAAGCAAAGGAAAACACAGUCUAUGUUUGACAACACUGUCAAGGAACAUUUUGAAGAAGGCUAACCAAUUUCAUCUCCUCUUCUACUGAAAACAGAGCUGUGGUUUAUCAGUUCUGGCUUUGCCUUUGAUUUGGCUUAAACUUUGCUUCCUGACACUGUGUACACUGGAGGCUUACUGGACAAAUCUACUAAGCCAACACCAGAAUACCUGGAAAACUUCAUCACCAAAUUUGGGGACUCUGAUUUUAUCCUUGUGGCUCUGGGCUCAAUGGUGAGUAGUUACCAGAAACAGGAAGACCUCGAGGAGAUGAACAGUGCCUUUUUCUAACUCUCGCAAUGAAUGGUAGGAAAGGAUAAGAAUUUUCUUUGGCCCAAAGAUGUCAAAUUGGCUGCAAAUGUGAAAAUCGUGAACUGGCUUCCUCAGAAUGAUCUAGGUAAGGGCUGUCUGGCUCACUCUCACAUCCAUCUCUUUGCCACAAAUGGUAUGAAUAGCAUAGCAGAGACCAGCCAGUGUGGUGUGGCCAUGGUUCCUCUCUUUGGAGAACAGCCUGAAAACAUGGUCCACGUAGAAACUCCAAAAAAACUUGGAGUUUCUCUUCCAUUAAAGAAGCUCAAGACAGAGACACUGACACUGCUUAAGAUGAAACAAGUCAUAGAAGACAAGAGGUACAAGUCUGCUGUGGUGGCUGCCAGCAUCAUCCAAUGCUCCCACCCUCUGUACCCUUCUCAGAGACUGGUGGGAUGGAUCGCCUACAACCUGUAUGAGGGUGCUGCACACCUCAAGCUCUUUGCCUUCCAGCAGCCAUGGUAUGAGCAGUAUUUGCUUGAUGUAUUUUUGUUCCUGCUCAUCCAGCUCACUCUGAGCAUCAUGUGGUUCUGUGGGAAGUUGCUGGGUAUGGUGACCAGAUGGCAGAGAGAACGUCUUAAAAUAGUGCUACACAAAAGCACUCACAUCCAGAGCCUGGACUCAGGAGAACUGGCUACACCUCAAAAACCACCUCUUCGUCAAACUCCGGUGUCAUCCUUCUCCGCCAUGCCACCCACCUCAGCACGAUGGGAAAUGAAGGCAGAAGAACAGGGACUGGCUGCAACCACAAAUGCCAUGGGCUUAAGGCAUUCAGUCCAGACAAUUUGUAUCCCUUCCACAAAGUCUCGACAUUUUUGGUUAAUAUUUGGUCCUUUUACCCCACUAGUGCCAACUGUUGAUAGUGUGCACCUUGGCGUCCUAAUGCAGCGUGCUGGCAGUGGCAGCAGCCUGUGCACCAGGGCAGUGGAAGGAGGCGGCCUUGCUGGACCAAUGUCACAGAUUCCUUUGCCUGUGCUCCUUGCUCCUGGCAGCCCCACUCAGCCCCUGUCCCAGAUCUCCAGGCUGCUGCGUUUUGUUGCUUUGCGAAUAUCCCUCUCAUCUGACACUGUGGAUGAAAGCCCGCGUCCACCCUCUCAAACUGGGCACCCAUUUGCUUGCCAUUCUGCAUGUCUCCCUUCUCUGUCCUCACUGCCCAAGCGGAACCCUGGCUACAGCAGUCUCCCCAGGUCUUCCUAUCCCUCCUCCCCACCAUUCUCCACACGAGCCCCAGAUGCGCCUUCUGCAAUGGCAUCUGGUGUUUCCUGUUUCGAGCCCUUGUGA
Cavia porcellus (domestic guinea pig) is the source of this 1860-nucleotide messenger RNA. RefSeq names its product UDP-glucuronosyltransferase 3A2. Gene Ontology annotation, cellular component: UDP-N-acetylglucosamine transferase complex. The record is from RefSeq and is a predicted model, not a curated record. NCBI's taxonomy places the organism in Eukaryota, Metazoa, Chordata, Mammalia, Rodentia, Caviidae. Gene Ontology annotation, molecular function: glucuronosyltransferase activity.